Molecule: messenger RNA, 2151 nt
Organism: Sodiomyces alkalinus F11
Lineage: Eukaryota; Fungi; Ascomycota; Sordariomycetes; Glomerellales; Plectosphaerellaceae
Exons: 11
Coding region: 1-2151 (716 amino acids)
Source: RefSeq, a predicted model, not a curated record
AUGGACACUAGUGCUGUGUUCCUUGGCCCCGUCGACCUUUUGACAAAUUGUGGUGCCCUAGAUGUCGUUAUUAUUGGGUCGAUGGGUUUGUUUGGAUCCUCCUCGAAUAUGGCUCCACGGAGCUGGACCGUACGUAUGCAUGAGGAAACGCAACUCGACGAGAGGAAAAUCCGGCCGGCUACAGCAACCCACCAUCUCACCAAUUCCAAGCAAGCUCUCAAGAUUCUAAUUCCAGCAUCAACUUUUCUUCAGCCGCUACCAGAUCUCAAGUUGCCGGUCAACAUUUUGGACCAAUUCUCAACUACCACCACCACACCAGUUAACUUCCCGUGGAUCGACAUAACAUCACGUCACAGCACCGACAAGGGAAAAAAAAAAUCAUCAAAAAUGUCUUCCAUCCAGCUUUCUUUCUCUCUCCGCGUUUCCUCGGGCAUCAAGACCGUCCACUUGCUCGGUUCGUGGGACAACUACGUCGGCCAGCUCCCUCUUUCCAAGGACAGGACCUCGUCCAAGUCGGGUUCGUGGAAGGGCAUCUUCAAGUUCCAGGGCUCCACCCUUGAGCCCGGCCAGCGCUACUGGUACUACUACAUCAUUGACGGCUACCACGUCGCCCACAACCCCAGCGUCGCCUUCACCGUCGAGCCCACCACCGGUCGCUCCCUCAACAUCCUCGACGUCCCCUCCGACGGCAAGUCCUCCAAGUCGUCCUCCAAGUCGUCGUCUCAGAAGACCUCCUCGCGUCACCAGUCCUCGUCCAAGGAGAAGGAGCGGUCCCGUGAGCACCGGUCGUCGCGCUCCACCCGCACCUCUUCGCUCUCCGUCGAUAUCCCCAAGGGCCGCCCCCUGUCCAUCUCCCAGAUCAAGGCGCCCAAGCCCAUGUCGCCGCACGCCACCCGCCACAUCCUGGAUGCCGACUACUGCGACGAGGAGGCCCUGGAGGAGCUGACUGCCCGCUUCGGCUCGGCCGGCUUCGACGAGGAGGACAUCAUCACCGACUUCAGCAACUCCCCCGUCUCGUCGACCGGCUCGUCCCUGUCGUACCGCUCCGACAGCUCCAGCCCUUCGUCCUCGCUGUCGGGCUACUCGACCCCCAGCUCCGACUGCAGCUCGUGCACGUGCGAGCGCUACGGGAUCACCCGCAAGGGCGAGCGCGUCAAGAUCGACUGCGGUGGCGAACGCUGCGGCUACGGCGACGACACUUCCAGCUGUUCCUCCGCCACCUCCGACAGCGAGGAAGACGGCGAGGAGUAUGAGGCCGCCCCGCGGAAGCCCGUGGCUGCCACCUCGCGCCGCAAUGGCAUCGUCGUGCUCGGCAGCUGGCACGCGCGAUGGGGAAGGCUGGCGAGCUGGAUCUCGCAGCCCUCCCCCUUCGGCGUUGCCAUAGAAGCCGCCCUCGUUCCACAAGUGGGUCGAUGCUGCGACCCCGCCGCGCCGUUCGGGUCCGUAUCGGCCGUCGACGGGACGCCGAUAUGGAGAGGGGCGAAGCCGGCCACCCGGCCACCCGACGACGCGACGACUUUCGUUUCGUUUGUCGAUUCCCCCCGGAUAACAACCGAGCUUUUCUGCGUCGCUCACGCUUCCCCUUUCACUUUGGUUCUCUCAACUCCACUCACGUGCUUGGAUGAUCAAACGCAUUUGAAGCUCAAUCGUUCACACACGGCCGGCCUCCCUAGAGAUGAGGACUUGCGACCUGGCCUUGGACAGGACGAUAUAGGCAAAUGUCCAAGCAAGCCGGUCAGAAUACACAAAGGCAGAAGGGUCAAUGGACCGACAGGGAUUGUUCUAAAAAUGAGUAUCUUGGAGUGUUUCGACCAGAAACUCGACUGCACUUUCCACCGGGCACAGCGCACCGUGAAGAUCAACUUUUACGUUGAGGGGCAGCAACCACGACUGGGGGAGAAUUACAACGUCACAGCUCCAGCUCUCAGCGGGGUAAAGUUGGCCUCCCAACCCAAGUCGCAGGAGCACCUCAGUUGGAAGGGCAACACCAACGACCGCGUUUUAUCUCCUCCAAUCUCUCUUAAAACAUCGAAAUUGGCCGGACAGGAAGAAACAUAUUAUUGGCACUGUCUCCCUCCUCUUUUACCCCUGACCUCUAAUGUCGGUCAAGCAAACUAUCAUCUAAAUCUUGAAGCAGACGCCAAGAUUUAA